AUGUCACUUGCCACUACCCCUUACCCCUCUGAGCGCGAAAAUCUUCCCCCCACAGUUCUUUACAAUCUUUCCUCUGCCUCUCUGCCGCCCUCCGAUAUCACCGUCGCAUCCAGGAUGAUGCUCUCACCGGCCUCCCUCGCGUCUUCGUGUCCUCCUACCCCCAUCGGUGGCGUUCGCAGUGGGUCCCCGAUAAAGGUCCGAUACAGCGCUGGCUCGUUGAAGGUCCGAUCCAUGAGAGAGGACGCCAUGCCCACACCCAUCUCCCUAUCCUUCCCCAUCGCUCACAAUGCGAGUUCCAAGACAAGCAGCCGGUCCAAACCAUUCGAGUUCUGCGAGGAGGACGGGGAAGACGAGGAGGAUGACAUUCCGCCUCACACCAGGGCAUUCCCACUCACCUUCCCCCGGUACGCCAACGCGCGGCGCUUCCCGUUGUCCGAGGACUCGCAGUCCCUCCUCCGACUGGCCACCGCCAACGUCGCCCGGCAGCGUCGCAGGCUCACUUCCAUUCCGGACUGGGCCACCCUGUUCCGCGCUCAGCCUACCCACUCGCGCUUGCCUAUCCCCUUCUCUACCUUCAUACCGUUCCCCACCCGGAUGUCGAGGCCUGUCCUGCCCCCGCUCCACAUCCCGUCCUCCGGCUCCAAAUUCUUCGAGACCGGACUGCCCCCGCAGGGCUGCGACACCGACGACACCGACGACACCGAGGGCGAGGGCAGCUCGAACUCGAGCACGCCCUCCGAGCCGCCCUCCGAACUGCUCUCCGAGCCCCCCUCGCCGCGCCCCUCCGCCUCGCUCCACGGCACGCUCACCACCCGCCUCUUCGCGCGCUACGCCGCUGCGCGCAAAUCCAUGCGCGCGCCGCACGCGACCUCCUUCCGCCGCUCGUCCUCCGCCUCGAGCGUGCGGUCCGCGCCGGCGGCACCGCGGCCCAAGGCGUCCUUCCUCCGGCGCAUCGCGCCGCGCGGCCUCGCGCUGCGCACGCGGUCUCUGCCCGUGCGCGUGGACGUCGAGACGAGCACGCGCGUGGACGGGGGCGAGCGUGCGGGGGCAAGGGCGGGGGCGGGCGUGGGCCGGUCGGCGAGCGUGCGCCGCGCGGCGUCGGAGAAGCUGAGGGGUCUCUUCUAG
Messenger RNA from Heterobasidion irregulare TC 32-1, 1125 nucleotides. RefSeq lists its product as uncharacterized. Bases 1 to 1125 code for a protein of 374 amino acids. The record is from RefSeq and is a predicted model, not a curated record. The transcript has a single exon. NCBI's taxonomy places the organism in Eukaryota, Fungi, Basidiomycota, Agaricomycetes, Russulales, Bondarzewiaceae.